AUGGUUUCUACGUCGUCGCCUUCGUCUAAAAUCACCAUCGCCGUCACGCAGGCAGAGCCGGUGUGGCUGGACCUCGAGGCCACCGUUGACAAGACCUGCAAGCUCAUCGCGGAGGCCGCAAAGAAUGGCGCCAAGAUCAUCACAUUCCCCGAAGUUUGGAUCCCCGGCUACCCCGCCUGGAUCUGGUACAGCCACCCGUUCACGCAGUCGAUACUCGCACCCCGUCGGUCAUCUUCUAACUGUGCGCGCAGGUCACGGAACAUGGACCCGGAACUCACCACCCGCUACAUUCAGAACUCGCUCAAGCUCGGCUCCCCGCAGGCCGAGUGCAUCACCCAGUGCGCCGCCGAGCACGGCAUCGUCGUCGUGCUCGGCUUCUCCGAGAACGUCCACGAGUCGCUGUACAUGUCGCAGGCGGUCAUCGACGCCGACGGGCAGGUCCGCGUCACGCGCAGCAAGAUGAAGCCGACGCACAUGGAGCGCACCAUCUUCGGGGACUCGCGCGGCGACUGCCUGGCGGGCGUGGCGGACACGGCGGCCGGGAGGGUCGGCGCGCUCAACUGCUGGGAGCACCUCCAGCCGCUGCUCAAGUACCACAUGUAUGCGCAACGGGAGCAGAUUCACGUUGCCUCGUGGCCGCCCGUGCACGCCGAUGUGCCCGAAGGCUGUCUAGAGUCCAUGUCCGGAAGAGGUAUAGCCGCCAUCGCGCAGGUCUACGCGAUGGAGUCGCAGUCGUUCGUGCUGCACACGACAUCAGUCAUCGGCCCGUCUGGCAUUGAGCUGAUGUCCCUCCCGCGGGGAGCGCUGAUGAGCACGCCCGGCGGUGGAAACUCGUGCGUCUUCGGGCCGGACGGGAAGAAGUUGACGACGGACAUUCCGGAGCACGAGGAGGGCAUUGUUUACGCCACGAUUGACCUAAAUGACAUUCUCAAGGCGCGAGCGUUUAUAGACGUUUGCGGCCACUACAGUCGGCCGGAUCUCCUGUGGCUGGGUGCUGACAAGGACAUUAAGCGACAUGUGAGAGAUCUGUAA
Molecule: messenger RNA, 1032 nt
Organism: Cordyceps fumosorosea ARSEF 2679
Lineage: Eukaryota; Fungi; Ascomycota; Sordariomycetes; Hypocreales; Cordycipitaceae
Product: Nitrilase/cyanide hydratase and apolipoprotein N-acyltransferase
Exons: 2
Coding region: 1-1032 (343 amino acids)
Molecular function (GO): catalytic activity
Source: RefSeq, a predicted model, not a curated record